AUGAGCGAUCUCUUCAUCCGAGCCAAAGAGGCUGCGGCUGCUGCUGGCGGCGCCGCCGGCGGAAAGGAAGACCAGGCUGCCAAGGCUGCUAAGGCUGCGAAGAAGGCCGCCAGCCGAGCGCACCAGGCUCUCGGCUUUAACAUCCUCUGGUGGAUCUUCGCCGGAAUCUGCGGUGUCUGCGCCAUCCUCUACGUCUACAACCUCACCAAGGCCUGGUACAUCCGCCGCAAGGUCGGACCCCUUCGCGCCCAGGGCAUCGUCAGCACCGAGUCCAAGCCCCGCUCCCUCUCCGCCUUCGGCCGUGCCCUCCAUGCCAUCAGCACCAACUACGCCUACGUCAAGGUCUUCCCGGCCUGGAUCUACUCGAACUCGUCUGCCGCCGAAUGGUUCUGGACCGCUGCCUACACCGGUAUUGUCCUCGGCAUGACCGCUUGGGUCACGUUCUGGAAGGGCUCCCGCGAUUUCGCCAACCCGAUGGGAUAUGCUUCUUUCGCCCAGCUGCCCCUGAUCGUCGGCUUGGCGGCUAAGAAUAACAUCGUAUCAUGGUUCACCGGCAUCUCAUAUGAGAAGCUCAAUUACCUGCACCGUGCCUCUGCCCGUGUCUGCGUCCUGACUUCGUGGGUGCACUGGACCCUCUGGGUGAAGAAGGGUCUCGGUCACCAUGGCCCCACUACCGACCCAGUCCUCUUCCGUUCUGGCGUCGUCGCCAUCAUCGGCCUGUCACUCAUGUUCCUCACCUCGUUCCGCUUCGUGCGUCACAUGCUGUACGAGACCUUCCUCUUUGUGCACGUCACAAUGUGCAUCAUGUUCCUCGUUGGCUGCUACUUCCACUUCCGCCGUCUGCGGUACUGGGCGUGGGCUGCUCUCAUCGUUUGGGGCUUUGACCGCGGUCUCGGCUUCCUGCGCAUGUUCCUUGUCAACAAGGGUUGGUUCCUCUGCGUGCCUAGCAAGAGGGAGGAGACCAGCUCGUGUACGUGCGAGCUGCUCGAGGGUGAGGUCGUGCGCCUCACUGUCCGCCGUCCGCUGUUCAAGUUCUCUCCCGGUCAGCACGCCUUCAUCACCAUGCCCGGUGUCGCCCUCGCACGCUACGAGCAGCACCCCUUCACGAUUGCCAACAUUCCCAACCCCCGCGGCGAUGUGGUGUUCCUCGUCAAGGGCCAGACUGGCUUCACCCGCCGCCUGAUCAACCGUCUUGAGGCCGACGUCGACGACAAGCUCAACUGCUACCUCGAGGGUCCGUACGGCACGCCGCACGACCUGAACCACUUCGGCUCGGCCGUCCUCAUCGCCGGAGGAACUGGAAUCACCUACUCGAUCUCGCACCUGAUGGAGAUUGUCCGCCAGUCCAAGGCCGGCAACAGCGCCGUCGCCCGUGUCCGUGUCAUCUGGAACAUCCGUCACCACGCCUAUGCCUCCUGGAUUGCCCCGCUGCUGAAUGAGUGCUUUGCUGAGGGUUCUGGCUCUGUCGACGUUCAGGUAAACCUCUAUGUCACCCGCUCCCACGCCGCGGACGAGCCGAACGCCGACGAGGUUCCCGCCCACCCGACGGAGAAGGUGGAGGACGAGACGAUGAACAACUCGCCGCUCGACUCGCCCCUCGACAGCCCGGACGAGACGCCGCGCGACUCGUCUGAGUUCCCGAACAGCGAGAAGAAGGGCGGCGCCUCCCGCGGUGCCCCGGGUGCCUUCUCUGACUCCUCUUCUUACGAUGAGAAGCAGUGCUCGUCCCUCGGUCUCGACAUCAAUGCCUCGAAGCACGUGCGCUUCCACCGCGGACGCUCGAACAUUGAGAUGAUCCUGCGCGAGGAGAUCGAGCACACGCCCCGCGACGCUGCCGGCCUCGCAGUUGGCGUGUGUGGCCCCACUGGUCUGUCGCUCGACACCCGCAGGGCCGUCACCAAGGUCAACACCGCCAAGGCCGUCUUCAAUGGCCAGGCCGAGAUCACCCUCUUCCAGGAGACUUUCGGCUGGUAA
This is a messenger RNA of Trichosporon asahii var. asahii CBS 2479, 1974 nucleotides long. RefSeq lists its product as uncharacterized. Gene Ontology annotation, biological process: iron ion transport; intracellular iron ion homeostasis; copper ion import. Bases 1 to 1974 code for a protein of 657 amino acids. The transcript is spliced from 2 exons. The record is from RefSeq and is a predicted model, not a curated record. Gene Ontology annotation, molecular function: ferric-chelate reductase activity. Lineage: Eukaryota; Fungi; Basidiomycota; Tremellomycetes; Trichosporonales; Trichosporonaceae. Gene Ontology annotation, cellular component: plasma membrane.